UUGUCGACACAAAUGUGCGUAUGUACACGUGGAGAAGAGAAGCCAUCGCACGCCAAUGAUUGUCGCGGAUCGCGUGCCAAAUUACCCCCUCCUCUAACGAAAUAGGGAUACGCAUUUUCGAAGGUACGAAAGGGGGCGCAAAAGAUUUCGAGGUGCUAAAAUAAAAGCGAAACAACGUUAGGUCCGCGAGAGCAGCGAGCCCGUGGCGCGCAUAAGGGUGGCUUUUUUGCAGUACGUGCGAGUGCAUCGAGAAGCAAGUAUCGCAAGAACCCAAUAUCCCUCGGAAAAUCCUCGGCUAUACCGCGAAAAAAAAAACACAAAGUGAAUGAUAGUUUUCAUACAAGGCUCAAUAUUGAAGUGAAUUUGUGUCAAAACUAUCAUGUGGGACGAUGAACCUGCGGCAUGGGAUACCGAAGAAACCGCGCCCGAAGCAGCUGCCGAAGGUGCAGCAGAAGGUGCACCGGCUGAAGGAGCCGCUCCUGAGAAGCCGGUUCUAAAAUUGGAAAAGAUCGAACCACCCCAUUACAAUCAUCAUUGGGUUCGACCAUUGUUCCUUAACUACGCCUAUCUUUAUGAUUAUAGGAAGAAUUAUUACGACGAUGUGAUCGAUUAUCUCAAUCAGAGGCAGAAGGGCAUAUUUCGUGAGCCACCUAGGGCCCAGGAAUGGGCAGAAAGAACCAUGAGAAUUUACGAUCAGAAAAAUAAGGAUAAGAGCUUCAAACGUUCGGCUGAUAUGAAGUACAUCACAAAUAUGGAACUCACGUCCAGACAUUACAGUUACCAUACUCGCGCUUAUUACAGCCUUAAAUAUCAAAAGAUCUUAUAAGGAAAUUCAUUUCCUGCUCUAUUCAAAGCGAAAGAAGUAAUCGUCAAAAGGCCAUUUAAAUUUCACAUAUUCACACAUAUGUAUCUAUCAAGGGAAGCAUCUAUUUAUCAUUAUUUUUGUUUUAAUAUAUGUCUUAUAAUCGAAUUGGAUACAUACAUUAAUAUAAUUGCUUUUAUUAUAUCGUAUUUUUGCGAUUCCACAAUUUUUAUUAGAUGCU
Molecule: messenger RNA, 1043 nt
Organism: Formica exsecta
Lineage: Eukaryota; Metazoa; Arthropoda; Insecta; Hymenoptera; Formicidae
Gene: fln
Product: flightin
Exons: 3
Coding region: 380-826 (148 amino acids)
Source: RefSeq, a predicted model, not a curated record